This is a messenger RNA of Phodopus roborovskii (desert hamster), 1454 nucleotides long. It is a transcript of the gene Fbxl3, whose product is annotated as F-box and leucine rich repeat protein 3. The transcript has 5 exons. Gene Ontology annotation, cellular component: nucleus; SCF ubiquitin ligase complex; cytosol. Gene Ontology annotation, molecular function: protein binding. Bases 86 to 1372 code for a protein of 428 amino acids. The record is from RefSeq and is a predicted model, not a curated record. NCBI's taxonomy places the organism in Eukaryota, Metazoa, Chordata, Mammalia, Rodentia, Cricetidae. Gene Ontology annotation, biological process: entrainment of circadian clock by photoperiod; regulation of cell cycle; SCF-dependent proteasomal ubiquitin-dependent protein catabolic process.
CCGGGAGGCCUCACGUGAGGGCCGCGGCCGCCGCCGCCCGCGCAGCCCGGGGUGGUGUGUGGGGGACGCCGCCCCCGGCAGCAGGAUGAAACGAGGAGGAAGAGAUAGUGACCUUGACUCACCUGAAGAAGGCACUGCAGAGAAACCUAAGAAACUGAGGACUGCACAUGAAUGUUCUCAACCUUGUGAUUGGGGUAAUCUGCUGCAGGACAUUAUUCUCCAGGUUUUUAAGUACUUGCCUCUUCUUGAUCGGGCUCAUGCUUCCCAAGUGUGCCGGAAUUGGAAUCAGGUGUUUCACAUGCCUGACUUGUGGAGAUGUUUUGAAUUUGAACUGAAUCAGCCAGCUACAUCUUACUUGAAAGCUACACAUCCAGAGCUGAUCAAACAGAUUAUUAAAAGGCAUUCAAACCAUCUACAGUAUGUCAGCUUCAAGGUGGACAGCAGCAAAGAAUCAGCUGAAGCAGCUUGUGACAUACUAUCGCAGCUUGUUAAUUGUUCCUUAAAAACACUUGGACUUAUUUCGACGGCUCGGCCAAGCUUCAUGGAUCUACCAAAGUCUCACUUUAUCUCUGCACUGACAGUUGUGUUUGUAAACUCCAAAUCCCUGUCCUCACUUAAGAUAGAUGACACCCCAGUAGAUGAUCCAUCCCUUAAAGUGCUAGUGGCCAACAACAGUGACACACUCAAGCUGCUAAAGAUGAGCAGCUGCCCUCAUGUCUCUCCAGCAGGUAUUCUUUGUGUGGCUGAUCAGUGUCAUGGCUUACGAGAAUUGGCCCUGAACUACCAUUUGCUGAGUGAUGAAUUGUUGCUCGCACUGUCUUCUGAAAAGCACGUUCGCUUAGAACAUUUGCGCAUUGAUGUUGUCAGUGAGAACCCCGGACAGACACAUUUUCAUACCAUUCAGAAGAGCAGCUGGGAUGCCUUCAUCAAACACUCACCCAAAGUGAACUUAGUGAUGUAUUUUUUUUUAUACGAAGAAGAAUUUGACCCAUUCUUUCGUUAUGAAAUACCUGCCACUCAUCUUUACUUUGGGAGAUCAGUAAGCAAAGAUGUGCUUGGCCGUGUGGGCAUGACCUGCCCGAGACUAGUGGAACUGGUGGUGUGUGCCAAUGGGUUACGGCCCCUUGAUGAAGAGUUAAUUCGCAUUGCAGAACGUUGCAAAAAUUUGUCAGCUAUUGGGCUGGGGGAAUGUGAAGUCUCAUGUAGUGCCUUUGUUGAGUUUGUGAAGAUGUGUGGGGGCCGCCUGUCUCAGUUGUCCAUUAUGGAAGAAGUGUUAAUUCCUGACCAAAAGUAUAGUUUGGAGCAGAUUCACUGGGAAGUGUCUAAGCAUCUUGGCAGGGUGUGGUUUCCAGACAUGAUGCCUACUUGGUAAGGAUUGCAUGAUAUGGGGCAUGAUGAAUAAAUAGCACCUUAAUUUUAAGAAACUGUAUUAUAAUAAAAGUGUAUUUGCUCUA